CAUAGCUACCCCAGCAUAGAUAAAUCAUGCCAUAUUCGUUGUGACUGACAGCCACUUCAUCAAAGACACACAAAGUUCGAGCAGCAACAUUUAAACAUCUCACUAUGGAUCCGCCAUUUCCAAGCCCUGUAAAACAAUGGCACAAUGACAUAUAUCCUGCAAUCGAGCCUUCUAACCCCAAACUGAGCCACAAAGGCCACACAGUCGUAAUCACAGGCGCCGGUAGUGGUAUCGGCCGAGCUAAUGCCCUCGCUUUUGCUAUUGCAGGUGCAGCCCGACUGGUACUCAUUGGCCGAACUGAGGCCAAAAUCAAGGAGACUGAGGCUGCUAUCGCAUCAGAGGCAGGAAACUGCGAUGUUAUCACGUUUAUUACUGAUGCGAGCAAUCUUGAUGGAAUGCAAGAAGUUGCCAGAGCUGUUGGUACUUGGCACGUUCUUCUUCUGAAUGCAGGGUAUAUGAACAGUCCAGCUCCCGUCGCGACGGCCGACCUUGGAGACUACUGGAAAGCUUUCGAGGUUAAUGUCAAAUCUACUAUCGUUGGUGUGCAGUCAUUUGCACCGACUGCCGCCAAGGACCAUGCUGCCAUCGUAGCCCCAGUCGGAGGGUCUAUGCAACUACCGACGAAGUUAUUAGCAGGGCUAUCGGGCUAUCUUACUGCGAAGCUUGCAGUGGUGAGGAUCAUGGAGUUCCUCUCUGUAGAGAAUCCAUCUAUCUUCUUUGCUACGUACCAUCCAGGAAUGGUGGAUACCGAAGUCUUUCGGCGUUCCGGGGCAACACCUGAUAUGCUUCCAAUGGACUCUCCUCAAUUAUCGGCCGGCUUUGUGCUGUGGUUGACACUCCCAGCAGCGCUUUUCUUGAAUGGAAGAUUUGUCUGGGCCAACUGGGACGUCGAAGAAUUGAUGGCAAGCUCGGACAAGAUAACUUCACAGGAUUUGUUCAAGACGUCAUUCACAGGAUGGCCCUACGCCAGCACAUAGUGCCUAUCAUACCAGGACAGUCAUAUUCUUAGGGUCGGAGCAAUCUUUCACUUUCAAAAUGUAUGGCGGGCUAAAAGUACAGCAAAAGGGGGCAAAAACAAGGCCAGGGCCGUUUACAUUCUUUAUUCAGCCAUUAACUGAGUAAUGCGCUCCUAUGAAACUGAGUGGCUUUUUACGAGCCGUUUUAGCCUUUACGAGAUCACUUCUCUAAACUCCACGCACUCCUCAGAGACACUCCAACAGAGACACUCCUCAUUUGGGGUAUGCCAUUGGUCAUAUCAUCGCAUUGAGACAUUGGACCUGGUCAUAUAGGUCAUAACCUAGUCAGCAAAUCAAUUAAUCCUUACCGCGACAUACAUAGCGACAUAC
Pseudovirgaria hyperparasitica is the source of this 1346-nucleotide messenger RNA. RefSeq names its product NAD(P)-binding protein. Bases 105 to 977 code for a protein of 290 amino acids. The record is from RefSeq and is a predicted model, not a curated record. The transcript has 4 exons. Gene Ontology annotation, molecular function: oxidoreductase activity. Lineage: Eukaryota; Fungi; Ascomycota; Dothideomycetes; Acrospermales; Acrospermaceae. Gene Ontology annotation, cellular component: cytosol.